Procambarus clarkii (red swamp crayfish) is the source of this 1125-nucleotide messenger RNA. NCBI's taxonomy places the organism in Eukaryota, Metazoa, Arthropoda, Malacostraca, Decapoda, Cambaridae. The record is from RefSeq and is a predicted model, not a curated record.
AUGACUCAAGUCUUGGCGUGCUGGGGCUCCCUCAACUGGCCUCGCUCAACCGACCUCCCUCAACCGACCUCCCUCAACCGACCUCCCUCAACGGGGCUCCCUCAACUGGCCUCGCUCAACGGGGCUCCCUCAACCGACUUCCCUCAACGGGGCUCCCUCAACCGACCUCCCUCAACGGGGCUCGCUCAACUGGCCUCGCUCAACGGGGCUCCCUCAACCGACUUCCCUCAACGGGGCCCCCUCAACGGGGCCCCCUCAACGGGGCCCCCUCAACGGGGCUCGCUCAACGGGGCUCGCUCAACGGGGCUCCCUCAACUGGCCUCGCUCAACGGGGCUCCCUCAACCGACUUCCCUCAACGGGGCUCCCUCAACCGACCUCCCUCAACGGGGCCCCCUCAACGGGGCUCGCUCAACGGGGCUCGCUCAACGGGGCUCGCUCAACGGGGCUCGCUCAACGGGGCUCGCUCAACGGGGCUCGCUCAACGGGGCUCGCUCAACGGGGCUCGCUCAACGGGGCUCGCUCAACGGGGCUCGCUCAACGGGGCUCGCUCAACGGGGCUCCCUCAACGGGGCUCCCUCAACGGGGCUCCCUCAACGGGGCUCCCUCAACGGGGCUCGCUCAACGGGGCUCGCUCAACGGGGCUCGCUCAACGGGGCUCCCUCAACCGACCUCCCUCAACGGGGCCCCCUCAACGGGGCUCGCUCAACGGGGCUCGCUCAACGGGGCUCGCUCAACGGGGCUCGCUCAACGGGGCUCGCUCAACGGGGCUCCCUCAACGGGGCUCGCUCAACGGGGCUCCCUCAACGGGGCUCCCUCAACGGGGCUCCCUCAACGGGGCUCCCUCAACGGGGCUCCCUCAACGGGGCUCCCUCAACGGGGCUCGCUCAACGGGGCUCCCUCAACGGGGCUCCCUCAACGGGGCUCCCUCAACGGGGCUCCCUCAACGGGGCUCGCUCAACGGGGCUCCCUCAACGGGGCUCGCUCAACGGGGCUCGCUCAACGGGGCUCGCUCAACGGGGCUCGCUCAACGGGGCUCCCUCAACGGGGCUCCCUCAACGGGGCUCCCUCAACGGGGCUCCCUCAAGGGUUCUGGUACACAUUGGCUCGAGCUUCACUGUACCUAA